Messenger RNA from Closterium sp. NIES-65, 5043 nucleotides. The record is from the annotation of a GenBank genome assembly. NCBI's taxonomy places the organism in Eukaryota, Viridiplantae, Streptophyta, Zygnematophyceae, Desmidiales, Closteriaceae.
AUGACGGUCAUUACCAGUGCGAGCGGCCUGCUGGCCAUGCUCGACGAGGAAGAACCGGCUCUCCGCGUGUACGCUCUUAAGAAUCUGAAUCUGCUCGUCGGCCAGUUCUGGGCCGAGAUCUCCGCGAACAUCUCCACCAUUGAGAGCUUGUACGAGGAUGAGACGUUCGACCAUCGCGAGCUGGCGGCUCUUCUGGCCUCCAAGGUGUUUUACUAUCUGGGCGAGCUCACCGACUCGCUCACGUACGCGCUUGGCGCGGGGUCCCUCUUUGACGUCUCGGAGGACUCGGAAUACGUGCAGACGCUCAUUGCCAAGUGCAUUGACGAGUACAUGGAUCUCAGUGUCAAGCGCGCCGACUCCCAUGACCCUGACGCCGACUAUCCUCUUGACCCGCGCCUCGUGGCCAUCGUAGAGAGGAUGCUGGACAACUGCAUUGAGGAGCGUCAGUUCCAGCAGGCCAUCGGAGUGGCGCUGGAGUGCCGCCGCCUUGACAAGCUCGAGGCUGCCGUUGCGAGGAGUGGCAACUCUCGCUCCCUGCUCGCCUACUGCCUCCAGGCACACUUGGCACUUGCUUUUCAUUUCAUCCCUCACCCCCCUGUUUGCUGCUGCGUUUCCUGCCUGCCUUGCUGUUGCUUACCUCCCGUGCAGGUCUCUCAUUCCCUUGUCAACCGCCGACAAUUCCGGCAGCAGGUACUGCACCCGACCCUCGCCUUCUCUUGCUCUCCUUCACCCUCUCAUCACCCUCUCCCUCGCCCUCUCUUCACCCUCUCCCUCGCCCUCUCUUCACCCUCUCCCUCGCCCUCUCAUCACCCUCUCCCUCGCCCUCUCUUCACCCUCCCUGCGCCCCCUCAUCACCCUCCCUGCGCCCUCUCUUCAUCCUGCCACCUGUAUGCCUUGGUGUUCUCAUCUCAAUCACUUGCUGAUGUGUUUUACCAGCAGGCAGAGUGCUCAUACAAGGCUGCGCACGUGUCAGAAGCCACGUGUCAGAUGCUCUCUUCCUCCGUGGCUCCUUUUGCCCUUUCCCCUUGCCCUUCCCCCUUGCCCUCUCCUUCCUUGGCGCCCCCCCCCUCUUUCCCCGCGCCUCCCCAGGUGCUGUCCACACUGGUGCGGCUGCACCAGCAAGCAGAGACCCCCGACUACGGCAGCAUAUGCCAGAUGCUCAUGUUCCUCAGCGACUCCCUCCUCUCCUUACCCCUUGCCCCUCUCCGUUGUUCAUUCCCCCAGGUUUUGUCAACAUUGGUGCGUCUAUAUCAGCAGGCAGAGACCCCCGACUACGGCAGCAUAUGCCAGAUGCUCAUGUUCCUCAGCGACGCAGCAGGGGUGGCGGCGACACUGGACCGACUCAUCAAGGGGCAGAACGAGUCGCACGCUUUAUUAGCGUACCAGGUCGCCUUUGACCUGUUUGAGAACGAGUUUCAGCAGUUCCUGCUGUCUGUGAGGGAUGCUCUGCCUGACCCGCCGCCCCCGCUUGCGCCUGCCCCGGCUGUUCCGGCUUCUGCUGAUGCCGAUGCCGCUGUUGCUGUUGCUGCUCCGGAGGCGGAUGGUGCUUCUGCUGCUGCUGCCCCUGAUGCGGGUGCUGAGGUGGCUGCUGCUGGUGAUGCUGUAACAGGCGCCGCAGCAGCUGAGGGAGGCAGUGCUGCUGGUGCAACCGAUGCGGCUGCAGCAAUGGAGACGGAGGAAGGGAAGGAGGGAGAAGGAGCAGCAAAGGCAGAGGGCGGAGAGGCGACAGAUACGGCUACAGCAGCUGCUGAAGAUGGGGCAGCCAAACCUGCUGCCGAGGUUGACAGGACAAGCACCAUGGACACUACCGAGGCAGCUGGUUCUGGUUCGGCCGAAGCUGCAGGUUCGGGGGAGGGCGAGGCAGCUGCCGAGGCUGCGCCGAGCGAGGAGGUGGUGUAUGCAGAGCGACUGGCGAAGCUUAAGGGGAUUCUGACGGGGGAGACUCCGAUCGGCCUCACCCUGCAGUUCCUGUAUAGCCACAACAAGGCGGACCUGGGAGUGCUGAAGGCGAUCAAGCAGGUGGUGGAGACGCGCAACAGCGUGUGCCACAGCGCCACCAUCGUAGCCAACGCGUUCAUGCACGCUGGCACGACAGUUGACACCUUCCUCAGAGACAACCUGGACUGGUUGAGCCGGGCGACCAACUGGGCGAAGCUGAGCGCCACAGCCGGGCUGGGGGUGAUCCACAGGGGCCACCUGCAGCAGGGGCGCUCCCUCAUGGCGCCCUACCUGCCCCACGGGGCUGGGGGCAGCGCAGGGGCAGCGGGCGGGCUGAGUGGGAGUGCGUAUUCGGAGGGCGGGGCGCUGUACGCUCUGGGGCUCAUUCAUGCUAACCACGGGGAGAGCAUCAAGGGGUUCCUGCUCGAGAGCCUCCGCAACACCAGCAAUGAGCAUGGCGCAUGCCUGGGAGUGGGUCUGGCGGCGAUGGGCACGGGCGACAAGGAGGUGUAUGAGGACACAAUCCAGCAUGGCGCGUGCCUGGGCGUGGGUCUGGCGGCGAUGGGCACCGGCGAUGAGGAGGUGUAUGAGGACGUGAAGAGCGUGCUCUACACUGACAGCGCCACAAUCCAGCAUGGCGCGUGCCUGGGCGUGGGUCUGGCGGCGAUGGGCACCGGCGAUGAGGAGGUGUAUGAGGACGUGAAGAGCGUGCUCUACACUGACAGCGCCACAAUCCAGCAUGGCGCGUGCCUGGGCGUGGGUCUGGCGGCGAUGGGCACCGGCGAUGAGGAGGUGUAUGAGGACGUGAAGAGCGUUCUCUACACUGACAGCGCUGUUGCGGGCGAGGCAGCAGGGAUUGCCAUGGGGCUGCUGCUAGUUGGGACGGCGAGCGAGCGGGCGGCGGAGAUGCUGGCUUAUGCCCAUGACACGCAGCACGAGAAGAUUAUCAGAGGCCUGGCGGUGGGGAUUUCCCUGGUCGUUUACGGCCGGGAGGAAGAGGCCGAUAUUCUCAUCCAGCAAAUGACGACGGACGCCGACCCGAUCCUGCGCUACGGCGGCAUGUACGCCAUCGCCAUGGCCUACCGCGGCACCGCCAACAACGGCGCCAUUCGGCAGCUUCUGCACUUUGCCGUCAGUGACGUCAGCGAUGACGUCAGGCGCGCCGCCGUGCUGUGCCUGGGCUUUGUUCUCUGUGCUGAGCCAGAUCAAGUGAGAGCAAGGGAGAGAAAGGUUAUGGUGAGGGAGGUUGCUGUUUGUGUGUCGCUCUCUCGCUGCUGUGCUGUGCCUGGGCUUUGUUCUCUGUGCGGAGCCGGAUCAGGUGAGAGAGAAGCAGUGCGUGAAGCACGCUAUAUUCUGUCCCUCCCACUCUCUCUGCUAUGCUGCGCUGUGCUACGCUACGCGGCAGCCAUGGCAGUCGGCAUAGCCUGCACCGGCACGGCGCAGCGAAGCGCGCUGGACCUGCUGGAGCCUCUUCCUCACUCUGCCCUUGCAUCACCCUGCACCGCUCACUCUUCCUGUGUACCGUGCCUCACCACUCCCUCUCCCCUUACACCACUCUUUGCCGCUCUCCCUCCCCCCCUUGCAGGUACCCCGCAUGGUGUCCCUCCUAGCCGAGUCCUUCAACCCCCACGUGCGCUACGGGGCAGCCAUGGCAGCCGGCAUCGCAUGCGCCGGUCACCCCGUUUGACUCUUGUACCGCUUUCCACCCCUCUCUCUCCUUCUUUCUUUGUAGGCCCCUCGCAUGGUCUCUCUCCUAGCCAAUCCUUCAACCCCCACGUGCGCUACGGGGCAGCCAUGGCAGUCGGCAUUGCAUGCGCCGGCACGGCGCAGCGCAGCGCCCUCAACCUGCUGGAGCCACUCCCGCACCCCGUCCCCCGAAUGGUCUCUUUACUCGCGGAGUCCUUCAAUCCCCACGUGCGCUACGGGGCAGCCAUGGCGGUCGGCAUUGCAUGCGCCGGCACGGCCCAGCGGAGCGCCCUGGACCUGCUGGAGCCGCUCACAUCGGACGGGGUGGACUUUGUGCGGCAGGGGGCGGUGAUGGCUACGGCAAUGGUUCUUAUGCAGUGCUCCCAGGAGCGAGAGCCCCGCGUCGUGCCCUUCAGGCGCCAACUUGAGAAGGCGAUUCACGACAAGCACGAGGACACCAUGUGCAAGAUGGGCGCCAUUCUCGCUUCCGGAAUCCUCGACGCAGGCGGCCGCAACGUCACCAUCUCGCUGCGCUCCCGCUCGGGCUACGACCGCGUAACCGCCGUCAUCGGCAUGGCUCUUUUCACGCAGUACUGGUACUGGUUCCCGCUGCUGCACUUCCUCUCUCUCUCCUUCUCUGCAACGGCACUCGUCGGGCUUCAGGGGGAUCUCAAAGCGCCGAAAUUUGAUUUCGUUUCGGAGUGCCGCCCGGGGUUGUUUGCGUACCCGCCGCCCGCUGUUGUGGCGAGUAGCAGCACUGCCGUGAAGGCUCCGGUUGCGGUGCUGUCGACUGCUGCGAGGGCGAAGGGGAGGGCAAAGGAGAAGGAGGAGAAGAAGGAGAAGGAGGAGGAGAAGAAGGAUGGGGGAGAGGGGAAGGCCGGGGAGGGUGGGGCGAUGGAUGGGGUGAAGGGGGGAGAGGAGGAUGGAGGGAAGAAGGGAGAGGAGAAGAAGGAAGGAGAUGCUAUGGAGGUUGAGGGGACCGAGACCACUCCCAGUGCUGCUGCUGAAGCCAAGAAACCGGCUGAGCCAACGUCUGAAAUCCUUCACAAUCCUGCCCGAGUGCUGCCCGCCCAAGAAAAAUACAUCAAGUUCCCGGACACCUGCCGCUAUGCACCAAUCAGGAAGCCAACCUCGGGGUUUUUGCUCCUCAAGGAUUGCCAGCCCGGGCAGCCCGAAGAAUUCGCGCUCACCGACGGGCCGAAUGCUGCUGCGGCCGGGAAUUCCGGUGCUGCCCGGACUGCCGCUGCUGCUGCCCCAGCUGCUGCUGCUCCUGUGGGAGCGUUUAGGAGGAGCGGAGGGGGAGGAGGGGCAGGGGGGAGGGGGAGAGGGGGGGGUGCUCCCCCCCCCCCGCCGCCACCUGCUGACGAUGAUGAAGAGGAUGACGAGCCUGCACCUCCCGAGGCCUUUGAUUUCCGUUAA